Messenger RNA from Uranotaenia lowii, 1641 nucleotides. RefSeq lists its product as uncharacterized. The transcript has 2 exons. Bases 54 to 1598 code for a protein of 514 amino acids. NCBI's taxonomy places the organism in Eukaryota, Metazoa, Arthropoda, Insecta, Diptera, Culicidae. The record is from RefSeq and is a predicted model, not a curated record. Gene Ontology annotation, molecular function: protein binding.
CAUGAGAAUUGAAAAAAAAUUAAAAUUGAAAAGUGUCCCCAAUUGUUUCUACUAUGAAUAUCAACAAUCUUCCAGUAGAGGUUUUGGAAUUGAUUUUUCACCAUCUUCCGGUUAGGGACCGUAAAGUGGGAGCCGAAGUAUGUCAUCUUUGGGCCCAGAUCGUUUCCGGUUGGUCUUGUAUGGCAGAUGUUGAUUUAGUGAUUAAAGUGUCUCUGUUGAGCAUAGAAUCUCCCGCCAUCAGUCAUCGACGGUAUCGUAACUUGUUCCUACGCGUAGAUCGAGAGUUGAACAAUAAUUCUAGGAUUACCAUUUCCAAUGUUCUUUUCGGGUACAAAGAAUCCCUCGAAAGGCUGCGAAUUUCUUGGGAGCUCGAAGAUAGGCCGAUUGAUUUGUUUGUAUUCCUAUGGUUGUUAUCCUUCACUCCCGGACUCAGGGUACUGAUCGUGGAAGAUUGUAACGAAACUUGGGAUGAGACGAGCGAAAUGCCAUCAUCAUCUUCGAUCCCGUGCUUAGUAAAUCUGGAAACAGUGGAACUACCAUGCAGUCUAAUGGACAAUAUCAACUUUAAUCUCUGCCUGCUGGCGCCUAAAAUACGAAUUUUGAUCGCUACCAUAAAUGGGCGGCAUGCCUGGACAGCGAUACAGGAACUAAGCGGCCAAUUAUCAUCGCUCACAGUUCGAACCGAAACAGAGAACAAUUUGCAGCCAUUUUGGUGGAACGUGGAUGGUCGAAAACUCAACCAACUCACCUUGUCCAAACUUUGCUACGAUCUAAUGGAUAUAGUCGACGUGAACCCUAGCGAUGCCAGCCAAUUCUUCAGUUGCUGUUCUUCGCUGACAGCACUUAGGCUGGAACUUCACGUCCCAUUAUCGGUUAUACGAAUCGUAGUUCAAAGCUGCCCACUUCUAACCAAGCUGCUUGUCUACGACUUAGAUGACGGUAUGGCUUUUCUUGUCGCAGUUCAACCUCUCCAACAGCUAACCCAUCUCACAGUGAUGGAGACAAGCUUUGAAAGCAAGCCGUCCACAAACUUCCUGCUACCCAAAGUAGUCAGUCUAACGCUCCAUUCUGUAGAAUUCCGCGACCCUUCUUUGUUUUUUCAACAUCUUAACAACGCUACGCCAAACCUCCGAUCACUUAAGUUGUCCCGCUACGCUCAUCUGGACGAUUCGCAACCGGACGCAAGCGUGCUGCGAGCUCUGCUCUCAAGUAAUCUGCACAAGCUGCGAAAGCUGACCCUGGCCAAUAACAAUUCGUUCCCAUCGCACCUGUUCAGUCACAUCAAUCUGCUUUCAAACCUGGUAGAUCUUCGUUUAGACUUCUUCGGACUCAAUCCGUGGGUGCGCUUCGCCUGUGUGCCCACAAUACAACGGAUGGUGCUGAGCGUCGGUAAACUAAGCCAGGUGCAGCUACGGGCACUGCUCAGGGUAUUUUCGGCACUGAUUCGAUUGGAUUUGAUCGUUGCAAACCCGAGUAGCGAAGAGACCAUUUUGGACUAUAUCCACGAGAUCGUUAGAAACUGCCCAAACACCGAAAUCAACGUGUGGGAACGGAAGAAUAAGGCAUCCUUUUUGGAUGAGUGGUUCGGGAACUACUGAAUCGUGAUACGUUUGAACGGUGUUAAUUAAAUAGAUCACACUU